Molecule: messenger RNA, 2609 nt
Organism: Folsomia candida
Lineage: Eukaryota; Metazoa; Arthropoda; Collembola; Entomobryomorpha; Isotomidae
Exons: 6
Coding region: 187-1920 (577 amino acids)
Molecular function (GO): metallopeptidase activity
Source: RefSeq, a predicted model, not a curated record
GGUCAAACGAAGUAUGAAGUGUCUCAGUGUAGCACUUAAAACAACUAUUUAGUUACUGGGCAUAAUUUAUUUUUUAAUCUUAUUUUUUGGACCAUUUGUGAUUAUAUUACAGCCGAAGGCUCUUCAUUUAUUUUGUUAUUUUAUUAUUACUACUAAUCAUUAUAAGUUCAUCUUAAAUCUUUUAAAAUGAAUUUACUUCCAUUGCUUACUCUCGUGGUGAGCUGUCAGGCUGUAUAUGCAGACGUUUUCUACGUCAAAUUACACCAAUCUGAAAAUCUUGACUGCAUUCUAUUGGACCAGCAAACCUUAUCCAAGUAUAAGGGAUUUGCCACAAAGGACGAUGGAAGCAGCCACGCUUUACGUAUCAAAACUAGCCAAGCAGUUCACUCUCCAGCCGAUUUCCACCAAAAAAUUGAAGAUGAAUCAAAAAUAAUAGAAAUUUUUGCAAGAGCCCAAGAAGUUUCAGAUGCACAUAUAGAAACCCUCUGCAAAUCAGUAACAAACAUUCCUCCUCUUUCCGUGUUCCAGGAUAAUAUCGAAAUCCAAAAAAUUGUAAACGGAGGAGAUCAAUUAAACAGAAUCGACGUGGUAUUUAUGGGAGAUGGAUAUCAAUUGGGUGCAAGAGAUCAGUUUUUUGAGGACAUGAUGCGAUUGACGACCAAUAUGUUUGAAGGUGUCACCUUCUCUUCCUACCUUCCCCUUUUCAAUAUUUGGGCAAUCUUUGUCCCAAGUGUGGAUUCUGGAAUCGGCUAUAACGGUCCACAAAACACACCUUUCCGAUUAUACAGGGAGGCAGGACAACUCCGUGUAAUUUGGCCGGGCAAUUCGGAGUAUGCUCGACAAGUUUGUCGAAUGACAGGGUUAUCAGGUUGUGACUAUCCGUCGCUGAUUGCGAACGACGAUUUCUACGGCGGAUUAGGUGGCGAAUUUGUCGUUUCUACCAAAAGCAAUCGAACUGGCACAGUGGUUCUUAGGCACGAAAUGGGACAUAAUUUUGCGGAUGUGGGAGACGAGUAUGAUAACAGUUGGGCGUAUUUCGGGGCCAAUUCCGCAACAAAUGUAGUAAACGUCGGGUGGACAUCGUGGCUGAGUGGUGGGCCCAUUCCAACAGAAGAAAGGGCGAUUUAUCGGCUAUUAGAGUACCCUUGGGCUGACCUCUCCCUUGGCGAACGAAGCUUUACUUUCACUUCGGACGGAACUUAUAGCCGGUUUUAUCUUCUUGUCUCCGUUUCGGCGGCCGGCGAGGAGGAUUCCCUUGAGUUUAGUCUCGACGGCGUUGUCCUCCCGUGGACCACUCAAGGAUUUGAUGAUCGCGAGUUUUACGACUGGAAAGGCGACGGAUUUUCGCAAGGCAGCCAUAAUUUCACUGUGAGGUCUAAAACCCCUCCCACUCACGAAACCAUACCAAGAAUGAUCUGUUCCGUAACACUUCACGAAUACGGGGAUGAAACAGAAUACCACACGUCGAACGAUUAUUACUCGGCGUACCCAACUUGGGAUGACUCUGCAAGUCGACGAAAAACACUUCGUCCAACAAAUAAUGGCUGUCUUAUGAGAAACAUGUCGAGCACGACAUUUUGCAGUGUGUGCAAAGAAUCAAUGUGGCUCCAAUUUCUUGAGAAGGUCUCCUUAGUUGAUUCCUUGGUUGUUGACCCACUUCCAAACCCAGAUGGGACCAAGAGAGUGAGACUUAAUACCCUGAAAUUAGGUCAACUGAGGGCUCCCGGAAAUGAAAUUGAUGGCGAAUGGCUGAAAACAACAUGGUCACGUGAUGGAGUCGAACAAGUUGAUAUGACAGAUUUGUUCGAGGUCAGUGCCUUCCCUGGACUUUGGACUGUUCGCAUCGAGCUUGUUACGUCCGAGGUUCACUCAGACCCGCAGGGCCUCCUAGUUGAGACUCAGCAAUUUACUGUUCAGUAAAAGUCAGCCGUUUUUAAACCAUGGCCAAAUUAUCAACCUCGAUAUCGAUUCGGUCGAUUAUAUCAUCGUAGAGGUACACAUCUUGUAUUUGCAUAUUAUGUACUUGAGAAAUAUCAGGAAUAUCCAUUACAGAAGUUGCUAGCUUUGUGGGAAAGAAGCCUACUUUCUAAGUGAUUACUUUGGAUUUGUGGCAACGUUUGCAUCAUCGAAUACUGGUUAUUAUACAGACUUUGGUGAUGAAAGUUGAAAUUAAUUAAUUUCUUAUCGCUCUCUUCAGUGAAGAUUAUUUAAAUAAUAAAUUGUAAAAGUAACCGAAAUCUUUAUAAUUUUCAUCUUUACUUAAAUUUUCAUCAAUUAUGCAAGUACAUACAAUGGUUAACAUUGGUCAAAAAUAUUCUCAGAUCACUUUUUAUAGCUUACUCUUCUUGUCCAUUCUAAUUUUCUCAAGGACGAUCUUGACCACUUCUUCGCUCGUUCCUGGCGCUGAAGUGAUUGAAAUGAGCUGUGAAUUUUGUAUUAUUUAUUUUCAAUUUUAAGAUGGAUAUAUCAGCGUUUGUUGUAAGUCUUGUGUGUAUAAUUGGACAAUGAUUACAAUAAAUUUUGUAGUGGGGUGUACCGGAAACAGGCCUGUUUAGUACAUUACCCACAUUAAUAUAUAGAAAAAUUACAAAAUUUGUAUGUAGAAAGCG